AUGUCUCGACGUGUUCGUACAACAACAACAUCUGGUAUAUCUUCAAUAUCAUCAUCUAAAUCAAAGAAAAUUUCCAUUCCCAUUCGAAAAUUAACUCAUAAUGUUAUACAAAAGAAAACAUCAGUUAAAAAAUCUUCAUCAACAAAACGUUAUCUCGACCAAUCAUCGUCAACAAUAAUACAACCAAGACAAAAACGUCUUUCAAGUUUAACAGCAACAGCACUUCUUCAAUAUUGUACAAGUAUUCUUUCACCAUCAAGAAAAUUAAAUCGUUCAAUAAAAUCAACUUCUACUCUAUCGAAUAAUUCAAAAACAAAUAAAACAAAACAAUUAUCAAUAGAAAAUAAACAUAUUCCACGAAAACGUCAAAUUUCAAAUGUUUCCUCGAAAUCUGAUAUUAAACUUACACAAACGGAUACUCACAUGCCUAUUCGUAUGCGUCGUGAAGCAAGUUCACGUGCAUCAGCUAUGAUUAUGCAACAAAAUGAAAUCGAACGUAGUCGUUAUAAUUAUUCUCUAAUUAAUAAAAAUUCAACAUCAAUUAUUCGUCGACAUCGUACAAAUAAAGUUGAUAUUCCAUCUAAACAACCUUCUAUUCAAUUAAAUUCAAGUAAUAUCCCAUCACAUCCUAUUCCUACAUCUAUAAUCGAUAUACCAAUUCAAAUUGAAUAUUCUCAAUCAUCAAAUAAUUCUCUACAACCUUUAUCAUCAACUAAUUUAAAAUAUCCAUUAUUAACGGAAGCUAUUUUAGCUGAACAUAAUCGUUUAUAUGAAACAAUACCUAUAUAUCAUACAACAAAACGUGAUAAUCUUAUUAAAUGGACACAAGAAAUAGAUUUACAUGAACGUUUAUCACCACCACUACCAUAUUCUGAACAUGAAAUACCCAUUGAAUCAUCAAAUCAUUAUAAUUCAAUAAAUAACAAAUCUACAGUAUCAUUAAUUCCUGAUUCAAAAAUAAUUGAUUCUAUGACUUUGAAUACAUCAACACAUUCAUUGGAACAUUUAUCAACAAGAAAUAAUAUUAAUAAUAAUCCUAAUUUUCUUUUUUCAUCAGCUGCAUAUUCUCUUGAUUUACAUUCAUUUUAUCCUAUUUUACCAUGUUGGCAAUAUUCAACUUGGCCAUAUCAUUCAUCAACAUCGUUACACCAUCAAAUCCAAUCAUCAUCAUCAUUAAUAAAUCAGAAAACAUCUGUCAUACAUUCUGAAAAUAGACUAAAACAAUUAUCAAUAUUUGAUUCAAAAGAAAAACAAGAAGAAUUAUUGUUAUCAAAAAACGAUAGAUUAACAUUUCAUUUACAUACACAUCAUCAUCAUCAUAUACAUAAUAAUACAAAUUCAUCAUCACAAAAAUCAUCUAGUUUGAUUAAUAAAAAGCAAUAUCAAGAAAUAGAAACGAUUUUAAACUCAAAUAAUAAUAAUAAUAAUCUUAUUGAAAAAGAAUCUCAACAUAUAUCAUCAACAAUUGAAAAUAAUAUAUUAAAUCUUUCAAUAAAUAAAGAAACAAUAAAAAAAACGACGCGAAGAAAAUCUUCUCCAAUCAAAAGACAUAUUAAUAGUGGAACAAAAUCGAAUAGUUCAUCUAGUUCAUCAAUAUGUGACAAUAUUCCACAAAUAAAUAAUUCUAUGAUAACAAUACCGGAAAAAAUAAUAAAUAAUAAUCCAUCAAGAAUUAUUUUAUCACCAUCGAAUAAUCUCAAUUUAAAUGAUAAUUCAUCUAUUGGAAAUAAAAAAACUUCUGAAUGUAUUAUUUCUAAACGUCGAACUAUUUCAUCAACUACGGCAAAUUCUAUUACAAAUAUAUCAAUAGCAGAUGAAAAACGUACACAUUCAGUAUCAAAUAUUUCUUUACGAUCAAAAUCAUCAAUAAACAAAAAACGAUCAUAUUCACCAACAUUAUCAUUAUCAAAUAAAAAUUCUGUUCAAAGAAAAAAACAAAAAAUUUCAAAUUAUUGGAUUCUAUUUGGAAAAUCCGAACAAAAACUUGUUUCAAUUCAUUCUGAUAAACCACCAGUCAUUCGCGAAUGUUAUUCAUCAAUUCAACAUAUAACAGAAAAAGAUAUAAUUAAUUCUAAUGAUUGUGUUAUACUACGUCCUGAAACUGAUACAGAGAAUAAUGAUAUACCAUAUGUAGCUAAAGUUAAAUGGUUUUGGAAAGAACCAACAUCAGAUGAAAUUCAAAUGUCACUUAUUUGGUAUUAUCAUCCUGAACAUACGGAAUUACCAGCACGUGCUAAACAACGUUUUUUACAAAAUGAACUUUUAGCUUCAAGAUAUUCCGAUUGUAUUAAUGUAGCUUGUAUUGAAGAUAAAUGUUAUGUACUUAAUUUAAAUGAAUAUAGUCGUUAUUGUCUUCGUGAAAAAUCGACAAAUCUCUUUGAACAUUCUGAACCAGUCGGACAAUUAAAGUUACUAUUAAAUAGAAAUACUCCGACUGUUUAUCAUCGAUUAUUACCGGCCACAACUGUCGGUAAUCAAAAUAUAUUUUUUUGUCGCCAUGUAUAUGAUUAUCGAGUUAAACGAAUUUUAAAAAAUCCAAGUUUAAAUAAUUUAAAUUCUUAUCCAAUGACAACAACAAUUUCUUCAACUACAACAUUGAGCAUGUGA
Messenger RNA from Rotaria sp. Silwood2, 2607 nucleotides. The record is from the annotation of a GenBank genome assembly. Lineage: Eukaryota; Metazoa; Rotifera; Eurotatoria; Philodinida; Philodinidae.